Messenger RNA from Nomia melanderi (Alkali bee), 7252 nucleotides. RefSeq names its product homeobox protein Nkx-2.4. Gene Ontology annotation, biological process: cell differentiation; regulation of transcription by RNA polymerase II. Gene Ontology annotation, molecular function: RNA polymerase II cis-regulatory region sequence-specific DNA binding; DNA-binding transcription factor activity, RNA polymerase II-specific. NCBI's taxonomy places the organism in Eukaryota, Metazoa, Arthropoda, Insecta, Hymenoptera, Halictidae. The record is from RefSeq and is a predicted model, not a curated record. Gene Ontology annotation, cellular component: nucleus.
UCGGGAGGUCGACGUUGACGUGUUGCGAUCUAAGAUGGGGGUCUGGCAGAGGUGGUCGGGUAGUAGGUGGUGGCAGACGUGGGUGACUGCAGCGGGUCGGCAGGGCGCGUGUGUCAACGCGGAGGAAAGGCAUGAACGUCGGUAUACGCGAGACUCUUGCGGUCCGAAAGAGACGGGGUUACGAGCGGGCUUGGUGGGAGAAUUCCACGGAGUGGAGAGAGAACGGUGGGUUGAACCAGGUACAGUGGCCAUGAGACGCGCGGUCGGAUUUCCCUCUUCGACGCAGGAUAGGCGGACGCAGCCAAUCGGGUACGAGUGCUCCGCCAACGACGUCGUGGCUCCGACCGAGAGGCGCCACCGAUGGACCAGGGAGCUGGCGCUCCAAGCAGCGAAUAAGCGCGCAGCCAGUCUGGUAUUGGCUGGCUUCGUCCAAUGGCAGAUUGUUAUGGGUAGACGGUGCCUGAGCGGAGGGGGUUGUGGCGCGUAGCCCCGCGAGCCCCCUCUAAGCUAGGCGUUCUCUCACACGCAAAAGGGGACAUCUCAUCACGACUCUUGGUAGCAGGCACUUCUCCGUAGUGGGCACUCCACUCAUCGUGUCGUCGUACGGGUUCUCCGCGAGAGGCUGUGGGGCCCAAGCCCGAGCGAGCGAGCGCGAGCGACCGCUGGUCGAGUGGGUCUAAGCGGCCGUGAGGACCUCUCCAAGAGUACCCGACAGUCCUCCUUCUCUCUCCAUUCAUUCAGCCAUCCAUCCAUCCAUCCAUCCAUCUAUCCAUCCAGCCAACCGACCGACCGACCGACCAAACAUCUAUCCAUCCAUCCAUCCAUCUAUCCAGCCAGCGCGGAGAGAGCGCAGCCAGAGAGGCCAGCCAGCCGAGCCAACCAUCCAUAGACACUCUCUUCUCUCCCACGGAGAGAGAAGUGUAUCCUCGACGAAGGUGGAGGCGAACCCAGUGUAGUAGAGUGGUACAUCUACCAUCGUCUCUCUAUCGGCAGAGUCCAAGGACUCGAAGACCCCCGCGGGUGAUUCCAGUCGGCCGCCGGCCGGCUCUGGCCGGCCACUAUCCUCGACCCACGUGUGUGCCAACUGCUACUAUCGGUGUUCGGUUGUGUACGCGGUGUUCAUUUGCUCUGUUACCGUCGUCAUCGUCAUCGUCGUCGUCACCGCCGCCGCCGUGGUCGCCGCCGCCGCCGCCGCCGCCGCCGCCGCCGCCGCCGCCGUCGUCGUCGUCGUCGUCGUCGUCGUCGUCGUCGUCGUCGUCGUCGUCGUCGUCGUCGUCGUCGUCGUCGUCGUCGUCAUCGUGGUCGUCGUUGUUGUCGACGUUGACGCAGGUGUCGUACCGGUGUGUCUCGGGCUGUGUUGCCGUGUCCUCGGUAUCAACCGUUCGCGAGGAGAAGUGGCAGCAGAGUACCACCGCGUCGCCGAGUGUCCCGGAUCGACGGUAAGCUCUUGUCCGUGCGGCGUCCAUCUUUGUGUGUUGUCUCUACUCGGUGUCGGUGUCGGUGUCGUUGUUGUUGUCGGUACUUCCGUCCUCUGUCCUCCGGUCCGCCUCUUCACCGUGCCGGUUGUUGUCCUUGACCGUGGAUCACAGCUACCCAGUGGAUUUCAGUGUCGAGGUUGUCAUCGCGAGGCCGAGUCGCGUUACCGUGUUUUUUCGUUCGCCAGCCGACCGACCGACCGACCGACCCGGUGCCCUGGCCCGGUGGUGACCGUCAAGCGAAAGAGACAUGCGGCGGGUCGCACGGUGUCGUCGCUGGACGCGUCCAGCUGCAGCAACAACAACAACAGUCGUGCCUUUGGGCGCCGCGACGACGGACGCGUUUCGCGUGUUGAUCUGUCGCGCAGCCUGUUGAUCGUAAACCGCGGCCGGUUCCAUACGUUUCACCGAUCGAUUCACUAGACUAUACUUGGUUGGUGUACACCCGACCGAUAAGGGAUACUGUGCGGAGUUACUCGUAGAAUUGAUUCGAGCAGUGCCCGGCCCAUAUGAAUGUAAACGAGCGUGAUCGUGCAUGAGACGACGACGAUCAUCAUCCUUCGGCACCGGUGCACCGGUAUCCAACCACCGGCUGCUACCCGCGCGCCGCGAUGCCAUAGAUGAAUCGUGAGGACGGUUCAACGACAGACUGUUCCCGUACCAAGGUGCAACCAUUAAAUCGUUCGAGCUAGGCGCCGGGGCAAGGAGCGGUAUAGACGAGCUGCUCGUCGAGCUCUCCGAGGCAACGUCCGGCGGUGGUCCCCCCGGUUGUCCAUCCGUGGUGGCAGGCCCAUCAUGUCGUUAUCUCGCGGUUAGCGCCGGCCUCAGGAUUCCGCGAAGCGCUAGCUUCAAAUAUUUCGACGGCGCUGGCCUCGCCGAGAUGAGCGGUGGCAGCGGCGGCGGUGGCGGGAACAACGCCGGAAAUCAGGGGAACGGAAAUGCUACCGGUUACCAUCAGCAUCAACAGCAACAGCAACAGCAACAGCAACAGCAACAGCAACAACAACAACAACAACAGCAACAACAACAGCAACAACAGACACAGCUGGAGCAGGCUAGCUUGCUGCCAGAUUUGAAUGGGAUUGACCUGGCGAUGAGCUUGUCGCCUAAACAGCACUCGUCCCACGUACAAGCGGCCGGCGGCGCUCACACGACACCGUUCAGUGUCACCGACAUCCUGUCCCCGAUCGACGAGUCGUACCGGAAGCUGGAGCUGGCGAUCGGCGUCGGCGUGGUUACGCAUCCUCAAGUCUCACCUUACGGGAACGCGUGCGGCGGUCGGGUGGGUGGCAACACCGGUAGCUCGAGCGCGAGCAGCGGCAGUCCGCCGCUCCACGGAGGAUCGACGCCCGGCGGCGGCACACCCGGACCGGUUUCCGGUGCGAACGACGCCGCCGCUGGAGGCAGCAGCGCCGCCGGCGCCGGCAUGACCGCCAUGGGCAAUCCUUACGCCACCAUGCAACUCACCUCGCAGUACCAGUACUGCGCGGCGGAAUUGUCGCCGUAUCACCACGCGGGACCCGCGGUCGCCGGCGGAGCGACCGCGACCGACCCCAUGCGGUCCCAUCACCCGUGGUACGCGCCGGCACCGCCGGCCACCAACGACCCACGGUUCGCCAUCUCGCGGCUAAUGAGCGCCGCGGGAGCGGGCGCCGGGACCAACAUGGCCGGCUGUUCGGUGGGCCAGUCAAUGGGCGACGUAACGAAAUCGUCGGGCAUGGGAAUGGGCGUCGGCGUCGGCGUCGGUGUCGGCAUGGGCGUCGGCGCGAUGCAAUUCCCCCACCUUCCCCAGAGGCGAAAGCGACGCGUUCUGUUCAGCCAGCAGCAGGUUCACGAGCUCGAGAGGCGGUUCAAGCAGCAGAAAUACCUGAGCGCGCCUGAACGCGAACACCUAGCCUCCCUGAUAAACCUCACGCCCACUCAGGUGAAGAUAUGGUUUCAAAAUCACCGAUACAAGUGCAAGAGGCAGGCGAAGGAGAAGGCAAUGGCGGAACAGAACGCUCAGAAUCAGAGUGCGAGUUCGCCGAGACGGGUGGCGGUCCCGGUGCUGGUGAAGGACGGCAAGCCUUGCGGCAGCGGCGGCGGCGGCGGCAACGAGGGCAGCCGCGGCGGGCCCAGCGCGGCCCUGGCCAGCCCGGCCCCGCACCUGACGGCCGCCUCGAGCCCGCACGGUUCCCAUCACGCGGCCUCCUCGGUCUCGCAUCACUCGGUGGUAGGCGUGAGCCACGUGAUGUCCUCUAGCCAGAGCCUGCAGCAUUGCUCGUACACGAGGACCGGUGCACAGCAGAGCAUGCAGCAGCAACAGCAGCCGCAAUGCGGAGGGUACCUGCCGUUCCAGAGUCGGGCUUGGUAGUACAUGCCAUCCGCGGCGGUGGCGAACCCAUCGGCCGCAGGUCCAGCUGCCUGGUACCCGAUCGAGGACAGCCCGUAGAGACGGCGCGCGCGCCUGUCCCCGUGUGAUGUCAAUUUCCACGGAACCAACCGACCGUCGGGUUCGCGGGUGCAGCGGGCGGCAGCUAUGUUCCCCGCGAGGACACCUCUAGGACGACUUUCUUCAGAAGACACGUUCGGCGAAUAUUUCUCAGACGGAGUGUUGGAAUUGUAGUUACCAGGGGCAUCAGGGCAGGGACAUCUUUGGACAAAGGCGCAGUGUCCUGCGUCAAACAGACUGUCGAUCAAGUGACGAUUUUCAGGGACUAUGUGGGACGCGACGACCACGGGACGGUUAACCAGUGAAGCGUUCGAGCCUUCUGCUGCUUCAUAUUCUCCUCAAAUAAACGUGAUUUCCCAGUCGCUAGCGAUGCCUUCGGGUGGUUUGAACACGGAAGGAGAAGCAGAGGUGGUUCUCGAGUGCCGCGGAAGUGUCCGGAACAUUGGGACGUUGAACGACGAUGGUACCGAAGUACUUAUACACAUCGUUCCCGUUUGGUCGGUCCUGGAGGAUGGAAACGAUACAAGUUCCCCUACACCCAGGGACUUUUUGGGUUCGGGGAACGUGACGAACUUCGCGUGGGUAAUGUUCGAGGCUGUUCGAAGAUGUUUGGAUCACGAGCUCGCGAUCAACGCGCGAUUCGUUCUCGUCGCGGUCGCCAGGCAGGAGCUCGUGCCGGCUUCUGAUUCGUCCUGGCGCCGAUCGAUCGCGUGUACCUCGAACAAGGAGUCCGCGUGGGAGACACCUUCAACUGCUGGACCGUUGUCUGUUCGCCGUCGUCCGCCGGCGAACGAAAGGAAGACUGGAGAUCGUGAACGAAGCGAUCGGGAACCUUGAUUCGAGUGACCUCGGGAGGAUCAGAGAAAUAUGUAAUUAUCGAAGUUAGAAGAUGGUUCUUGGAAAAAUGAUUGAUCGACUUUAUUUAUUCUUGUUGUAUGAUUUUAGAUGAACGGAUGAUUCUUUUAACUAUUGCACCGUUGGUGUUCGGUAGCUUCAGCGAAGAUAGAAACGGAACGUGAGAUUUUUGCUUACGAAUAUUCAAUCUUUAGAGUCGGUGAAUCGUGUUUUCCUUUUCCCUUAGAAAAUCUGAAUCACUCUCUUGUUAAGGAGAAAUCGUGAUUUAAAGGGGUUAAUCUCUGAAAAAUCAAAUUCUUUUAUAAUAAUUUUCAUCGAAGUCACGUGAACGUCUUGCGACGUUUCACAGGUAAAAUUUUGGAGCAAAAAGCGGGACGCGGCGAAUUAGGGUCUCCGAUCGUUCGAGGACAACGCGGAGCGUGAAAAUGAGGGUCGCGGACUGUUUCACGAACAAUCCUGUCCGGGACCACUCGAAACGUGCGCCGAUUCCAAUUGCGAGAAACCGUACACCGGCGUUUGAUCGCCGUCAUCGGAGACGAGCGAGCCGCGACAGUGUUGCGCAGUGCCGCGUUCCAUGCAGGCUUGGUCGCUACACAGUGAAAAGGAGUCGGGUUUCGCGUGAACGAGCGGCCGCGAACUCGUUGGAGGCUUACUUUGCCCGAUCCGGGCGGGAAAUAAACGGACAAUUCAUUUAAAAAGUCCUGAGCUCGAUUCUCUCUCGAGGAUUCUUUCUUUUGAGAAAAGAUUUAUUAAUUAAUUGGUUUCCUAGGAAAUUUUAAAAUGAAACAGGAGGAUAUUAAAAUUAAUGUGUAAUUUGCGUAAUACAUCUGAUAGGAGUUUAAGAGAUAAUAAGGAACAAACGUGACAUUAACAAUAGGCAUUGAUUUUAGAAAUAUCUGAUGCACCCAAGAAACACACGAAAAGUAAUCAGAAUAGUUUUGUUUUAUUAUUUCAUUAAAAUCUGAUUACGUAGAAGUCUUCUUCCGAAACGGCGACGUCUAGAUGCAGAUCAUUUAAUAAAUGUUAUUUUUUUCAUUCUCGUCAUCUAUAUAUGAAUUUCUUGGGUUUCCUAGUUCUUCUAAGAAAAUUGAGACACUCUUAAGCCAGCCUCCAACUUGUUACCGGCAUCGGCCACCGAGACUCAAAGGGAAGAUAUUCAAUUUGUGGAAACGGCGAAGUGCGGCGUCGGCCAUUUUGAAUGCAUACCCAUUAUAGAUUAUACGAAUUCGAAGAAGAAUUCUCCUCGCGUUUGAUACCUGAUAGACCGCAAUAUUUUGUAAGAUCAACGGGAAACGAUCGAAAACAGUUGUUACCGAGAGGAUUCGGUGAUUGUUCAGAUGCAUGAGAAUCGGAGGAACAAACAGUCCACGUUACGCUAUUUAGCAAAUUACACAUAACCAUAAUCUAUCGACGAGUCGAUAGACACCGAACAGUUCCGAGAGUAGACGCGAGAUAUUCGAUCUAAUCAAUUUCUUAAAUAUUCAGCGAGGCGAAUGUUCAUAUCGGAUCCGGUUCUCGGCCGACGAUAGCGAUGAACGUCCAGGUUUCCUUAUUGCGCGACAGGCCAGACGGCGCAUUAAUUAUUCCGUUGCAUAAAUCGAUAUAGGCAGCCAGUGUCUACGUUACUCUUCGAGUCUACUUCUCCGAUUCUUCAUGCACAUCGGCAAUUGACUGAAAACCUUGUCGAAAACCCACGGAAAAUGUUCUCAACGAUCACGCAGCCUAUAAUGUUCAUUUUCUACGAUACUGGAAAUAUCUAUUGCUAUCCCUUCAAUUUACUUAGCGACUCAUUUAUCAUGCAGGUUAUUCAAUCAAGUUGUACAAAUUAUCUGUUUCAACUGUCCCCCCAACUUGUUAAUUUAAUACCAAAUCAGAUACACGGGAAACGUAAAUUUAAGGACAUAAAUUAAGUCGAACAUUAGUUUCCUCAAACGAUCUUGCACCUGGGAACAUUCAAAUUCGAGGGAAGCAAUAAAUAUUUCCAAUGUCACACACCAAAACUUAUUUCACCGAGACACAACGAUCUCCGCAAGAGAUCCAACGCAUCAUUACGUUCGAUCCAUUUCACCACGAGCCGAAACACGUGGCGAAAUCUUCGGCAACGUUAAGCAAAACUGCCACGAUUAUCGGCAACCUAGGUUCAACCCUUCCGCUGCGCAACUGGGCUCGACUUGAACUCGUAAUCCGUUGGAAUACGUUCACUAACUCGAGCCCCGUAUGUUUUAUCCCUCCGAAACCCCACAUCUUCCUCCGAGAAUGCACUAGAAAAAUAAUUCGAGCAGCAUAAGGGUUGAGCAGAAAUUCCAACGACAAGAGAGCGAAACACGACCAAAAACCCGCGACCAAUUUCAAUACUCGAGGCUCCACGGGGAGAGGGGACGUGCCAAAAAAAGAAAGAAGAAUCCGCGAGGAACAACGGAGCCGAACCAGAUUCUAUCUGGGCCACGGGAUCCGCGUUCGAAAGGAGAAAGAGAAAAGGGAAAGAAACGAA